CAGCAGAGGCUGUCCGAAUCGAAGCAGCUGGCUCACUUCACUCCAUCUUUGGCAGCUCACAGCGAAGUCUUCCAUCCGUCCGCCCGCCCGCGUGAGGCUGCAGGCUGGAUCUCUGAGUGGCGGUUUGCAACCAUGGCGGGCAGUGCUUCAUCGGCAUCUGCUCGCUUUCGCUUUGCAAUUGACCGAGGCGGCACCUUCACCGACGUCUACGCCGAGAUCCCCACUGCCGACGGGCAGACACACUUCGUCAAGACCAUGAAGCUGCUGUCCGUCGACCCAUCAUAUGUAAGCAUUAAAGCACGAAAGCAACAGCAGGAAGCCAGACACACACUCACUCUCUACCGAUUGCAUGAGUCAGUCAGUGUGAUCGGUCAUACUGUCCCUUGAUUCAUUGCCUCAGGAUGACGCACCACUGGAGGCGAUUCGGCGCGUUCUGAGGGAGUACGAGCCGCGCAGUGUGUCUGACUCGGGCGAGGUGGACCCGUUGGCCAUCGAGUGGAUUCGCAUGGGCACGACCGUCGCCACGAAUGCACUGCUGGAGAGGAACGGGGAGCGGGUGGCAUUCAUCACCACAAAGUGAGUGAGCCAAAUGUCCCAGGAGGAACAUGGUCACCCACUUGCAAUGUGUGAGCGCACCUCUCCUGUCCGUCUGUCUGUCUGUCUGUUUGUUUGUAUGUCAGGGGAUUUCGUGACUUGCUGCACAUCGGCAACCAGAGUCGGCCGGCCAUCUUCGACCUGAAGAGCCGCAAGCCGGAGAAUCUGUACGAGUGUGUGGUGGAGGUGGACGAGCGGGUGCAGCUCAUGACCAGGGAGGACGCCGGACAAGCUAUCGAGGUACGGACGGGCCGACACACUCAGAGAGAGAGAGAGAGAGCGAGAGAGAGCUGGAGUCGCACAGCCGAUUGUGUAUGUGUGGGCGUGGGUGUGUAUGUGUCUGUCGGUUCAGCAGGGCAAUGAUGACGAGUUGGUCCAGGGCAUCACGGGCGAGUACGUCAAAGUCAUCAAGGUGCGGGAAGGCUGCAAGCCAAGCGAGCCGAUUGAUCCAUGACAUGAACCCUUGCACUGCACGGAUGUGCUGUGCUGUGCUGUGCUGUCAGGAUUUGGAUUUGGACGAGGUGAAGACCAAGCUGACGGAGGUCUACAGCAGAGGCAUUCGGUCGCUUGCCGUGGCUUUCCUGCACUCGUACACAUACCGAAACCACGAACAACAAGCCGCCACCAUCGCUAAGUGCGUCGUCAGUCAACACACAACACAACACAAGGACGGCGCACACACCGAUCAGCUACCAAUCAGCCGACACCAGCUCUGUGCGUGUCUGCCGCUUCCUCCAGGCAGCUAGGCUUCACCCACGUGACAUUGUCCCACGAGCAGUCGUCGGCCAACAAGAUUCUGCCCCGCGCCUACACGGCAUGUGCGGACGCAUACCUCACACCCACCGUCAAGCAGUACAUCGCAUCCUUCUCUCAAGGCUUUAGCGUGAGCCGAGCCACCGAGCCAACGAGCGAUGAUGUGCACGUGUGGAUGAAAGCGAUUGUGUGGGCCGAUGGAUCCAUCAGAGUGCCCCCCCGCUGAAUUUCAUGAAGUCUGAUGGCGGCCUGGCACCCACAGGGGAGUUCUCAGGCGUACGGGCGGUGCUGUCGGGGCCUGCAGGUCAGCCCAGCAAGGCCUUGGCCACGUGCCGCCACUCUGUGAGUGAUAGGUGUGUGUUGGAUUUGGUGCCAGGUGGUGUGGUCGGUUACAGCCGCACGGCGUAUCAGCAGAGUGGUGGCACGGCGGUCAUCGGCUUUGACAUGGGCGGCACGUCCACCGACGUGUCGAGGUACAACGGGGAUCUGGAACUCAUAUACGACGGAGAAGCUGCCGGCAUCACUCUGCAGGCAACACAAGACAACACAGCACCACACAUGGCUUGACACAGCACAUGACACGUCGAUUCGCAUCAUAGACAGACAGGUGCCGUGCAUUGUGGUUGUGUGUGCAGGUGCCCCAGCUGGACAUCAACACAGUGGCUGCAGGUGGUGGGAGCCGGCUGUUCUUCCGAGGUGGCAUGUUCCACGUGGGCCCCGAGUCGGCCAGGGCCUACCCCGGGCCGGUGUGCUACCGCAACGGCGGGCCACUCGCCAUCACCGACGCACAGGCCGUGUUGGGACGACUUCCACCACACCGAUUCCCUCGGUGAGAUAGACAGACACCCACACAGUGCUGGAGGGAUGGAUGGAUGUGUGUGCGUCUUGUGCGUGCAGGAUAUUUGGUCCGAGCAAGACGGAGGGUCUGGACGUGUCGUUGGCGGCCAAGCAGCUGUCUGAGCUGACGGAGCAGAUCAAUGAGUUCAACCAAAGGGAGGGACGAGCCGCCAUGACCAUGCAGGAGGUAAGCAAGUGACGGAGGCUGCAGAUGUGUUUCAUGUCGCAUGUGAGGGAGAAUGUCGGUUUGUGUGACCUUCUCCCACCAUGCAGGUGGCUCUGGGCUUCCUGAAAGUCGCCAACGAAGGUGAAAAGCCAAGAAGGCGGUGUCCCGGCGUCCGUGUUCUUGUUUGUUUUCCACAUCUUGGUUUGUCUGUCGCUUGCUUCUGUCUGUCUGUGUGUCAGCGAUGACGCGGCCCAUCCUGUCACUCACGAGGGUAUGCAUUACACACACGUGGCGAUGGCCCAAACACGUCAAUAAUGCCAUUACACACAACCGUGAUGUCUCUAUCGUGUGUGUGUGCUGACAGGGCCGCGGCUACAACCCCAGUGAGCAUGCGCUGUCGUGUUUUGGCGGGGCGGGGGGGAACCACGCCUGCUCGAUGGCCAGGUGGGGGCCGGGGGAGGCAGAUGGGUCCGCCUCUCGUGUUUGGAUGGCAUCCAUCCAUCCAUCCAUCCAUCAUAUAUAUCGGUGUGUGUGUUGGGUGUCAUGUGUGUCAGGUCGUUGGGUAUGCGUCGUGUGUACGUCCACCGCCUCGCUGGUAUCCUAUCGGCCUACGGGCUGGCACUCGCAGACGUCAAAAUCGGUAGGUACACACACACAUACACAUACACAUACACGCAGACGCGCACAUGCAGUCAGUCCAUCACUCUCGUGUAAUUCGAUUCGUGUGUGUAGACGAGGCCCAGCCCGUGUUGGAGCACUUGCCGCCAGUCGUCAUGACCGCUGCAGAGGUAGGUGGGUGGGGCCUGCCGCACAGGCAAACACAAACACAGCUUCCUUGUGUGUCUCACUUGUCAGGCUCACACCGCUGAAGACUCAGCAGCCGCACAGGCGCUCGACAGUGAGUGAAUCAAAAACGGAACAGUCCUGGCAAAGACACUGGCCUGUGUUGUGUUUCUGUGUGUAGAUUUGCGUGUGCAGCUGGCCGAGUUGGAGAAGAGGGCGAAGGAGCGGCUGCAGGCGCAGGGCUUCGCACUCAACGACAUACACACCAAACGAUCACUCACUAUACGGUAGGCUCCACAUGCACACACACGCGCAUCGUCCACCCACCCGGACCUGCCAUGGUUGUGUUGCAGCUAUGACGGGACGGACACCUACGUCAAGGUGUCCGAGGCGGCCGGCAAGACUUACAAGGACAUCAGUGACGACUUCAGAAAGGUGCGGCAAAUGGCCGUGCAAGCAUAGAUACACACAGAUGUAUCUCUCUAUGUGUCUGUCUGUGUGCACUUAGUUGUACAUCCGUGAAUAUGGGUUCGAGCUCUCCACUCGGCUGGUGGUGGAGGAGGUGAGAGUCGAUGCCGUCGGCAAGUCGUCAGCAGGCAGGGCACAACUCAAGUGCCAGGGGACUGAGGAAGCGGUCAGUCAGUCACAACACUCACCCACGAUGCCUGCCAGACAUUUUGCACAGGCAGGCAAGGAGAAUGUGUGGCCUCUCACUCCUCCACUCACUCAGAUGUCGAGUCCGGUCGAGAGCUAUCCCAUAUGGUUCGAUGCCAGUGUGGUGCCGACCAGGGAUGGCCUCAAGGUGGAGGAGGAGCAGAAAGGCGCCCUUCUCCUCAGGACACCCAUCUACCUUACAGAAAGGUAAGGUACUCACACACAGACACCGGCGACGGACAGCGUAAACCCAUACAUCACUCACAUCUAUCUGAUCUGCAUCCAUUCAUUCAUCCGUCAAUAAUCAAUCGAUCAGGUGCAUGGCCGGCCAGUCGAUCAACGGCCCCGCGCUGCUGUGCGAUGCCAACACGACCGUCCUGGUGGAGCCCAACUGCACGGCGACGUUCCUCGAGGACGGCUCCGUCGAGAUCCUCCUGCACGACGGCGACCAGCCCACACAGACAGAUGACGCAGCAACCAACGGGGUGGGCGGAAGCGAUGAGGAGGUCAUCGGGCCUGCGGACCCCAUCACACUCAGUGUAUUCGGACACAGGUACGCCAUGGGCAGAGAGGGAGACCAGCCACACCUCACUGCUCUCUGAUCGCGUUUGUUUGUCAGGUUCAUGGGCAUCGCGGAGCAGAUGGGUCACAUCCUCUCCCGCACGGCCAUAUCGGUCAACAUCAAGGAGCGCCUCGACUUCUCAUGCGCCAUCUUCGGACCAGACGGCUCCCUCGUGGCCAACGCCCCCCACCUCCCUGUGCACCUAGGGGCCAUGCAGGAGGCCGUGCGCUAUCAGAUAGAGCUGCUCGGCAACAGCUGGCGGGAGGGCGAGGUCAUCCUUUGCAACCACCCGGCGUAUGGCGGGUCACACCUGCCCGACCUGACCGUCAUCACGCCCGUGUUCCAUGAGGGGACGAGGGCGGUGUUCUAUGUGGCAUCGAGGGGCCACCAUGCGGACGUGGGCGGCAUCACACCCGGCUCCAUGCCGCCAUUCUCGAAAAGUGAACGAGGGGAGGGAGGGAGGGAGGGAGGGAGGGAGGACACACAGAGAAAUGCUCACCUUGCAGGUGAGAGUCUGUGUGUUGUGGUGUGUUAAGGUAUCGGUGAGGAGGGGGCGGCCAUCCGGUCGUUCAAGCUGACGGAGGGGGGAAUCUUCCAGCACGAUGCUACCGUGGCCCUCUUCGGACACACCAUCGACGCCUGGACGGAUGAGCAGAGGAAGGCCUCCACCGCGCAGGCGUGUCAGCACGGUAACAUCCCCGCCCAGCCCCCCACCCGUCGGCUGCAGGACAACCUGAGCGACCUGCACGCCCAGGUAGCGGCCAACCACCGGGGUGUGACCCUAAUGGAGGAGCUCAUCAAGGAGCACGGCCUGCGGAAGGUCCAGUGCUACAUGAAGUACAUCCAGGACGCCAGUGAGGAAUCGGUCAAGGAGAUGCUCGUGGCCAUGUCUCACAAGAACGGCCUGCAGCUCAUCGACACCCUCCGGGGCGUCGACUACAUGGACGACGGCUCCGCCAUACAGCUAGCCAUCACCAUCGACCGCACCAAACGCACCGCAACUUUCGACUUUACCGUAAGCGGCAGACAGACACCUCUUCCAAACGAAACCAGCAAAGAGUCUGUCUGUCUGUCUGUGUGUGUGUGUUCAGGGCACUGGUCCAGAGGUGUACGGCAACCUCAACUGCCCCCGGCCCGUCACGGCGUCUGCCAUCAUCUACUGCCUGCGGUCGAUGCUGGACUCAGACAUCCCUUUGAACCAAGGCUGCCUCAAACCGGUGCAGAUCAUCCUGCCGCCCCACUCCCUCGUCAACCCUUCUCAUGACGCGGCCGUGGUGGCCGGCAAUGUGCUGACGUCGCAGCGGAUCACCGACAUUGUUUUGAGGACUUUCCGGGUGGUGGCCAACUCGUAUGGGUGCAUGAACAACUUCACCUUUGGCAACAAGCUGCUGGCAUUCUACGAGACCAUCGGUGCGGUGCGCGUCUGUGUCUCUGCGAACAAACACAAACCAUGCAUGAGAAGGAUGUCUGUGGCUGGGUGUGUGUGGAUUAGGUGGUGGCAGUGGAGCGGGCCCGGCAUGGCACGGCCGCAGCGGCGUCCAGUGCCACAUGACCAACACACGAAUCACUGACGUGGAGGUCGUCGAAAGAAGGUGCCUCUCACCACACCCACAUGUGAUUGAUGUGAUGUCAUUUCCCUCCUCUCUCUCUGUCUGUAUGCUGUAUGCUGUAUGCAGGUACCCGGUGCUGCUGCGUCAGUUCAGGCUGCGUGAGGGAUCCCAGGGCGUUGGCAAGUAUUGCGGCGGUCAGGGCAUCAUCCGGGAGUUCCAGUUCCUCCUCGACGGCAUGGAGGUCAACUGCCUCAUGGAAAGGAGAGCACGGCCGCCCCAGGGGCUAGACGGCGGCGGCGAUGCGCUCCCCGGUCUGAAUCUGUGGGUGCAGCGGUCCAAGCACGACCGCACCCUGAACCUGGGCGGCAAGAACUCCAUCGUUGUGCAGGCGGGCGACCGCGUCAUCAUCGCCACACCAGGCGGGGGCGGGUACGGCGCCCCAGAUGACACUCGUGACGUCUCUGGCAAGAAGGAUGGGUCACCGGUGGCUGCCCACCCACCCACGCUUGGGACGGGGUCGGUCAAUGCGUUCUGGAGGGCAGCUCAUGAGAGCUAGACCAGGGAUGGAUGGGGAGUGGAUGUGUGAUGCUCGUGGUUGUGCUGAGCAUGCAACUUUCUCCUGCGGAGAGGGUUUGUUUGUUUGUUUGUUUGUGCACAGGAGGGAAGCCGAUAAGGCUUGUCCGUCUUGCCGUACGUGUCGUGUCGUGUCGUGUCGAUCUAAGUCUGUGAACGUGUCUGUAGCCAUAAGCCCAAGAUUGAUUGACGUGGAUUCAUGUGAUGUAUACGAGGGAGGACCCUUUUUCCUCAUUGAUUCAUGUGGUCACCGAUUCAGUGCAUGUCGACAAACAAAUGCAGUC
Messenger RNA from Vitrella brassicaformis, 6756 nucleotides. NCBI's taxonomy places the organism in Eukaryota, Vitrellaceae. The record is from the annotation of a GenBank genome assembly.